Carya illinoinensis is the source of this 817-nucleotide messenger RNA. RefSeq lists its product as uncharacterized. The transcript is spliced from 4 exons. The coding region runs from base 212 to 658 and encodes 148 amino acids. NCBI's taxonomy places the organism in Eukaryota, Viridiplantae, Streptophyta, Magnoliopsida, Fagales, Juglandaceae. The record is from RefSeq and is a predicted model, not a curated record.
UUACUCAACUUUCAAUCCAAGAAUCAGAAGAGGGAUGCAUGGUACCCUUUGAAAAUUGUUUUCUCAAGCCUUUCUGGUUGCCCAUGUUAUUCGCGGGAGUGAAGGUGGAAUGGUGAGGAAGAGGUCGGGCGAAGAGAGAGAAUGAGUUACGUAUUAAGAACACUGAGGAAAAAGCGAGAGGUGGACACAAUCAUCAGAUACACCAUCGACAAUGUCCUCGUCCUCCGUUUUGGCCGCGCUUCCGACCCCCUCUGUCUCCAUCUCGAUGACGCCUACUCCAGAUCAUACUAAAUGGGUAGGUGCAUUUCACAAGAAGCAGGACUUCAUUGAUGUUGUAGAGAGGGGCCAUGAAAGGCAAGCUGAUAGUGAGUUGCGCUCUGCCUUCAGAGAGAAUACCAAAGUAUCAAUUGUUGUACAGGGAUGUGUAAAAGGUGAAGUGACCUCAGAUUUGAAAGUUGGUUUCUAUUUUCACUCACAUUCAAAAUCAUCUCGCGAAAGACCUGGCCUUCUCCCUCGACAGCAACCAGCAUCAGCAAUGUCUUACCCAGUGCCACUCGGUGAUGACGUCUCUCUCGUCAAUGCCACCAAGCGAAGCUCCUUCUUCUGCCCAAUGUCGUUGCUCCCCGCGAGCUCGUUGAACGGAGCAAAUUUGAUUUGAAUCUAGCGACACUACUCUAGUGGAGCUUUGUUUCACCGUUGCCCCUGCUCAUCUUCUUAGGUAACAUUUCAUGGUCCCUUUUUCCUUCCGUAUUGGACAUUCUUUUUGUGUAUUGAAAUAGAUGAAUCUAGGGUUUUGUGAGAUGGGUAUUGUGGCUUA